Messenger RNA from Hyaloperonospora brassicae, 1320 nucleotides. Lineage: Eukaryota; Oomycota; Peronosporomycetes; Peronosporales; Peronosporaceae. The record is from the annotation of a GenBank genome assembly.
AUGGGCUUCCUGGCCUUUCUCACGUGCGGCAGCUGCUCGAGUCGGCGCAAGCGCGGCCACGAGCACUUCCCCGACACGAUCACACUGCCCACGGCCUCGUCGACGCAGCCCCACCGCCCCACUGGCGCCCGCGCGUACGCGCCCCACCCGACCGCCUCCCACGGCACCACUGGCUCGGCGGCGGCGGCGGCCACAAGCGGCGGCGACCCCCGGAGUCGCGGCAGCACUGUCGACGGAAGCCACGCGCGGCCGUCCAGCGGCCCCCAUCGGCUGCCGUCGCGCGAGCUCCACGCGGCUGAACAAGAGGGCCGGGCGUCGUCGUCGUCGCAGCUGCCGCCGCCGAAGUACGUGGCCACGGGGCAGCUGAGCGGCGGCGGGUCGGGGCACUCGAGCGGGAACAACCGCGACGCAGACAUUACGGACAAGUCGCGGCAAGUGGCGAACCGCGUGCUCGAGCAGUUCCAAGCCGACCCGACGCUCGGGCGCCGCCGCAUUCCCUACGCGUCGCUCUACUUCACGCGCGUGCUGAGCAAAGGCGCGUUCGGCGAAGUGUGGCUCGCGCAGCUUGAGAACCAGCAAGUGGCCGUGAAGCGCAUUCUGAACGAGAAGAAGAACGACGUGCGCGAGAUCGAGUGCUUUGGCGCGGAGAUUAAGCUCAUGGCGUCGUUCUCGCACCCGAAGAUUGUCGAGUUUGUCGGCAUCUCGUGGAGCUCCAUGCAGGACGUGUGCGCCGUGACCGAGUACAUGAGCAAAGGCGACCUCUACGGCUUCCUCAAGCGCCGGCAGGGACAGCUCAACUGGCGCGACCAUCGGAUCUACUUGGCCGAAGACGUGGCCGACGCGCUCGGGUACUUGCACGGCCUCUCGCCCAAAGUGAUCCACCGGGACCUCAAGUCGAAGAACAUUCUGCUCGACGACUCGUUCCGCGCAAAACUCAGCGACUUUGGCAUCAGUCGAGAGCGGUCGGUCGAGGACACAAUGACCGCAGGGGUGGGCACGAUCUACUGGACUGCACCUGAAGUGCUCAUGGGCAAAAAGUACACGGAGAAGGCCGACAUCUUCUCGUUUGGCAUUGUCAUGUCGGAGCUCGACAUGCACGUCGUGCCGUACUCGGACAAGCGCGACAGUGCUGGCAAGAAGCUCCAGGGCAUGAAGAUCGUGCAGAUGGUGAUCCGACGGAAUUUGCGGCCAACGUUCUCGCCCGAGUGUCCGCCGCUUGUGAAGGAACUGGUAGACCGCUGUUUGGACGCGGACCCGGACGUGCGACCCAGCGCCGUGGAGCUGCUGCGAAUCAUUCAGCGCAUGCAGAGUCAUUUGUGA